AUGGGUACUUUCUCAAAGAAGAAAAUCGUGUACUUCUAUGAGCCUGAAGUUGGAAAUUUCCACUAUGGUGCCAACCAUCCUAUGAAGCCACACAGGCUGGCUGUCACACAUAGCCUGGUACUAAAUUAUGGACUACACAAGAAGAUGGCAGUUUACAAGCCAUACAGAGCCAAUGCCCAUGACAUGUGUCGAUUUCACUCAGAGGAAUACAUUGACUUUCUCCAACGUAUCACCCCACAUUCUAUUCUGACAAAAAGUUUUAGUCAUUUCAAUGUGGGUGAUGAUUGUCCUGUGUUUGAUGGCCUGUAUAACUUUUGCUCCAUGUACACUGGUGCAUCCCUGGAUGGUGCUGUCAAGCUGAAUAAUCAACAUUGUGAUUAUGCCAUCAACUGGUCUGGAGGUCUUCACCAUGCCAAGAAGUUUGAAGCUAGUGGUUUCUGCUAUGUCAAUGACAUUGUCAUUGCCAUUCUGGAACUUCUAAAGGAAUGUGUGAAGUUUGUCAAGAAUCUCAAUGUCCCAACUUUGGUGCUUGGAGGGGGUGGUUACACAGUGAGGAAUGUAGCCAGGUGUUGGACAUAUGAGACCUCACUUGUGGUGGAUGAGCCAAUCAGCAAUGAACUUCCUUAUACUGAAUAUUUUGAGUUCUUCGCACCUGACUUUUCGCUGCAUUAUGAGGUGCCAAGCAAGCCAGACAAUGCCAACAGCAAGCAGUACUUGGAAGCCAUAGUGAGGUAUACACAAGAGAAUUUGAAGAUGUUAGCUGGUGCCCCUAGUAUUCAAAUGCAGGAUGUUCCUCCUGAUUUCAUCAGUGAAGAUGCCAACAACACAGAUGACAAAGAUCCUGAUGUGCGAGAGACCAAAGCAGAGAUUGAUGCCAGGGUUGAUGCAGAAAAUGAAUUUUAUGAUGAUGAGAAGGAUCAAGACAAAGAUGAAGAAGCUGUUCAAGAUAUGUAA
Messenger RNA from Darwinula stevensoni, 954 nucleotides. Lineage: Eukaryota; Metazoa; Arthropoda; Ostracoda; Podocopida; Darwinulidae. The record is from the annotation of a GenBank genome assembly.